CCAGCAGACCGAAUCAAACGCACCCUGAAGACCGGAGCAGAACGUUGAGACCUGGCCAGUUCUCAGGGACCCAACACGUGGUCUGAGGACCUGCGAGAGGACUAUAUAAGCCCUCAGAGAGGGCGACACAGGAGGCCUCUGCCCUCGGAGCCUCACCGUGACUGAAUGCUCGACAUCCAAACCACGAUCACAGGCUCAAGAUUCAGACUUCCUCCAAACGCUCUACACUCCAGGUGAGCUCUGAAGCUCUUUAUGAUGCCUCCUUCCUCCAACUCCAGCACCGGGGGGGCUGAGGAGGGGAAGCAGUGCAUCGUCAACGACCACAUGGGACCUUUCCCUGUCCUCUACAUCCUCAUCUUCAUCAUCAGUCUGCCUGGAAACCUGCUGUCUGUGUGGGCCUUCAUCCGCAGUCCCAGAGCCAAGCAGCAGAGCACCAGCGUCUACCUGGUGAACCUGCUGGUGGCCGACCUCCUGCUGCUGCUCGCUCUGCCCAUUAAGAUCCUGAAGGACCUCGGGGCGGCUCCGUGGAGCCUGAUGGUGUUUCACUGCCAGGCCAGCGGCGUCACCAUCUACAUCAGCCUCUACGCAUCCAUCGCCUUCCUCGCCUUCAUCAUCACAGACCGCUACCUGCAGGACUGUCACACUCUGAGCUCUCUGCGGCUGCAGGAGGUCGGCUUCGCCCGGCUGCUGUCGCUGGUCGUCUGGAUGCUGCUGCUGCUCAUCAUGGUGCCCAACAUGGCUCUGCCCAUACAGGAAGUACAGGAGCAGAGAUACCUCAGCUGCUCUUCGCUGAAGAAGGACAUCGGCCUCCACUGGCACACCCUCACCGUCUUCCUCUGCACGGCUUUAUUCCUCAACGCCUCCGCCGCCGUGCUCCUCUCCAGCGGUCUGGCUCUCAAAAGGCUCCUCGGGAGUCGCAAAGAACCCAAACUCUGGGUCGACGCCCGGCGGGCGGCGGGCAGCGUGGCGGCCGUGGCGUUGGCCUACGUGCUCAGCUUCGUGCCCUACCACGUGGUCCGGACGCCGUACACGCUGGCCCAGACCAAAGUCAUCACAGACUGCCAGACCAAGAAGCAGCUGUUCCUGGGGAAGGAGUCGACGCUGCUGCUGAGCGUGCUGCACCUCUGCUUCGACCCGCUGAUCUUCUUCUACCUCUACAAACCUUUCAGACAGACGGUUCGCAGGAUGCUCCCCUGCAGCGGAAACCAGACAGUCGGUGACACUCAGGAACCGACUGCAGAGGAAAGGAUGCAGCCUUUAACUAGUGAACAGCGGCAGGAUGCAGUCUAACCUCAGAUCUGCUGUUUGUGAAGCAGCGAUUCACACAUUUUCACACCAGAAAUCACCAGAAAUAGAGAAGCAUGCAGAAAACUUCAAGGAAACUGUUGAAAUCAGACAUUUAGCAUAGCUUAGCACAAAGACUGGAAGUGAAUGGAAAUGGCUAACCUAAAAUAUACCUUCCAACAGCUCCAGAUGUGGACCAGAAACACUUUGUGUUUCAAGACAACGUUUUCUGCUGAAGGUUCUUUACAUCUGUAAUGUUGUGAAAACAUGAAACUACUGUGCAUUUCUUAUUUUUAUUAGUCCUCUUAUAAAUUUUGAAGUAAGAAACUGUUCUCAUUAUUUUGCCUGCUCCAGAUUGAGGGGGUCACCACACCAGAUCAUCUGUUUCCACCAAAUCCAGCAAGGAAAUACAAUUCUAUGAAUUAUUUUUAUUCUCUUCCUGACACACCCGUCCUCCUUUAUCCGGCCUUGGGACCAGUAUUUGGGACUGCUUGUCCGAUGGCUGCAGAACAACCUGGGGUUCAGGGUCUUGGCUCAGGACACUUUGACACGUGGACAGGAGGUGGGCACUGAACCGCCAACCCUGUGAACAGUAGACGACCUGCUCUACCUCCUGAGCCACAACUAACUAACAAACACCCAAACAGAUAAAAAUAAACUGAGGAGUUCAGUGUGUUGUUCUGUAUUUGUUCCAGCAGGUGGCAGCAUUGAUCAGUGUUAAUGCAGGGGAGUGUUUACUGUGAUCUCAGUUAAACAGUAAGGAUAAGACAAGAUAAGAUAAGAGACAAGAUAAGUUAUACAU
Chelmon rostratus (copperband butterflyfish) is the source of this 2086-nucleotide messenger RNA. It is a transcript of the gene gpr171, whose product is annotated as G protein-coupled receptor 171. Gene Ontology annotation, biological process: G protein-coupled receptor signaling pathway. The record is from RefSeq and is a predicted model, not a curated record. Lineage: Eukaryota; Metazoa; Chordata; Actinopteri; Chaetodontiformes; Chaetodontidae. The coding region runs from base 253 to 1290 and encodes 345 amino acids. Gene Ontology annotation, molecular function: G protein-coupled purinergic nucleotide receptor activity. Gene Ontology annotation, cellular component: membrane. The transcript has 6 exons.